Molecule: messenger RNA, 1219 nt
Organism: Cucurbita moschata (crookneck pumpkin)
Lineage: Eukaryota; Viridiplantae; Streptophyta; Magnoliopsida; Cucurbitales; Cucurbitaceae
Product: AP2/ERF and B3 domain-containing transcription repressor RAV2-like
Exons: 1
Coding region: 106-1134 (342 amino acids)
Biological process (GO): regulation of DNA-templated transcription
Molecular function (GO): DNA binding; DNA-binding transcription factor activity
Source: RefSeq, a predicted model, not a curated record
UUUGAAGUCCACCCUAUAAAUCCACCCUUCCCCCCAACGCCCCAUUCCACUUCAUUCCACUUCAUUCCCAUUCUCCCCUCUUACUUUUCUCUCCCUCAGUUUCCCAUGGACGGGAUUUGCAUUGACCAAACCACUUCCACUGAAUCCCAAUCCACAAAUUUCCCCCUCCUCAAAUCUCCACCGCCGGAGACUAGUCUCUGCCGCGUCGGGAGUGGCUUCACUAGUGUUGUUCUCGACUCUGACUCAUGCGGCGUCGAGGCGGAGUCACGGAAAUUGCCCUCCUCCCGUUUCAAAGGAGUGGUCCCACAGCCCAACGGCCGCUGGGGCGCACAGAUUUACGAGAAGCAUCAGAGAGUAUGGUUGGGGACUUUCAAUGAAGAGGAAGAAGCAGCACGUGCAUACGAUGUCGCUGCCCAACGCUUCCGCGGCCGUGACGCUGUCACCAAUUUUAAAGAUGAAGACGACGACGACGACGUAUCGGCCUUCCUCAACUCCCAUUCCAAAGCAGAGAUCGUGGACAUGCUACGUAAACACACCUACCUACACGAGCUCCAUCAAAGCAAACGAAACGCCGGGUUAUCCGGUUUAGAUCGCAAACAUAACCGUUCGUUGUCCGGGUUGGAUUCGGACGCUCGCGAACUUCUAUUCGAAAAAGCCGUAACCCCAAGCGAUGUAGGAAAAUUGAACCGUCUCGUCAUCCCAAAACAACACGCCGAGAAAAACUUCCCUCUCCAAACCGGUUCCACCGCUUCCUCGAAAGGUCUGUUGUUGAACUUCGAGGACGGAGGAGGCAAAGUGUGGCGGUUCCGUUACUCGUAUUGGAAUAGUAGCCAAAGCUACGUGCUAACCAAAGGGUGGAGCCGGUUCGUGAAAGAAAAGAAUCUGAAAGCCGGUGACAUUGUGAGCUUCCUCAAAUCUCCCGGACAGGACAAACAGCUGUACAUCGAAUGGAAGUCCAGAAAGGCGUCGCCCACAACCGACCCCAACAUGAACCCGGUUCACAUCGUCCGACUCUUCGGAGUUGACAUCGUCAAAGCUUCUUCGCCAAACACUGGGUGCGGCGAGAAGAGGAGAGAAUUGGAAUUUCUCGCUUUUCAAUGUACCAAAAAACAAAGGAUAGUCGGAGCAUUGUAACCAACAAAUUUCCUUCUUCCUUUUUUUCUUCCUUUUUUUCUUCCUUUUAAUUGUAUAAAAAGAGAAAAAAAUUUGAACCUUCCAA